AGACCGAUUAGAGACGGAGAGGCAAGGUGAGGCCCAAGACAGAGACGCUCUGAAAGAAGGAAGAGUGAUCAGAAGAGAGGAGAGACAAAAAGCAAAAAACGUGUGAGUGAGCAGGUGAGAAAGGAGACAGGUCUGAGAGGUAGCCCCCGCCCCCCCCCCCCAGCCAGAAAAGGAGGGACACCGUAGCUGGGGGCCCCAGCACUCACACGGCCUUCUUGCCCCGUCCUUGGGACCCCAGAGCUGCCCUUGAUGGAGGAGGGCAGACCUCGGAGCAGCCUCAGCCUGGCCAGCAGCGCUUCCACCAUCUCCUCGCUGGGCAGCCUGAGCACCAAGAAGCCUCCCCGGGCAGUAAGCAAGGUGCAUGCCUUUGGGAAAAGAGGCAAUGCUCUCCGAAGAGAUCCCAACCUCCCAGUGCACAUCCGAGGCUGGCUUCAUAAGCAGGACAGCUCCGGGCUCCGGCUCUGGAAACGCCGCUGGUUCGUCCUCUCCGGCCACUGCCUCUUCUAUUACAAGGACAGCCGCGAGGAGAGCGUCCUGGGCAGCGUCCUGCUCCCUAGCUACAGCAUCAGGCCGGAUGGGCCAGGAGCUCCCCGAGGGCGGCGAUUCACCUUCACCGCCGAGCACGCAGGCAUGAGGACCUAUGUUCUGGCCGCGGACACUCUGGAGGACCUGCGGGGCUGGCUGAGGGCGCUGGGCCGGGCCUCGAGAGCGGAGGGGGACGACUUUGGUCGACCCAGGUCACCCCCACGUCCCCAGCCUGGAGAGGGUCCUGGCGGCCCUGGUGGUCCCCCAGAGGUGAGCAGAGGGGAAGAGAGACACGGCUUAGAGUCACCAGAGGUGUCUCGGCUCUCCAGACUUCGUGGACGACCUGGGCUGCUCACUCCCAGCCCCACAGCUGACCUCCAAUCUGGACCUCGGAUCCGGAGGACCAGGAGCCCAGACCUAUUCACACCCCUCUCUCGCCCUCCCUCCCCUCUGAGCCUUCCCCGGCCCCGUUCUGCUCCUGUGCGCAGACCCCCUCCAUCCUCUGGUGACAUAGCACCUCUUGCCAGACCCCAUACCCCUCUGAGUCGCAUCGAUGUCCGGCCUCCCCUGGAUUGGGGCCCUCAGCGCCAGACACUCUCCAGGCCCCCUACUCCCCGGCGAGGACCCUCCUCUGAGUCUGGGGGAGGAAGGCCCCCCAGGAGUCCCCAGCACUGGAGUCAGGAGGCCAGAACACAGGCCCCCUCUGGCUCCUCCACAUAUCUCCAACUACCCCCGAGAGCUCCUGGGACACGGGCUUCCAUGGUUUUAUUGCCGGGUCCCCCGCUGGACUCAACUUUUCACCAAAGCUUGGAGACAGAUACUCUGUUGACCAAAUUGUGUGGGCAGGACCGGCUCCUGAGGAUGCUGCGGGAGGAGAUAGACCAGAGGCAGGAGGAGAAGGAGCAGCUGGAAGCAGCCUUGGAGUUGACCAGGCAGCAACUGGGCCAAACAGCCAGAGAGGCUGCGGCUCCAGGGAGGGCGUGGGGGCGCCAGCGCCUCCUGCAGGACCGGCUGGUCAGUGUGAGGGCUACUCUCUGUCACCUGACUCAGGAGCGGGAACGCGUUUGGGACGCAUACAGCAGCUUGGAACAGGAGCUGGGCACCUUGAGGGAGACCCUGGAGUACCUGCUGCACCUUGGUUCCCCCCAGGACAGAGCAUCAGCUCAACAACAGCUAUGGAUGGUGGAAGACACGCUGGCAGGUCUGGGGGGCCCCCAGAAGCCACCCCCCAACACAGAACCUGACUCCCCAUCCCCCGCACUCCAAGCAGAGGAGUCAUCAGAGAGGGAGAGCCUGCCUGAGUCCUUGGAACUGAGCUCAACCCGGUCCCCUGAGGCUGACUGGGGGCGGCCCCCUGGGGGCGACAGAGACCUCUCCAGCCCUCGCUCAGGUCUUGGAUCACCGAGGGUCUCCCGGGCUUCCAGCCCCGAGAGUCGCCGCCCUGCUUCCCCACAGGCAGGAACCAAGGCUCCCCUCGCCCGGCCUCGGAUGAGCGCUCAAGAGCAGAUGGAGAGAAUACGCCGAAACCAGGAGUUUGGACGGCCUCUCCCUCGCCCAGCCUCCCCCCGGCUUCUCACUCUGGGAAGGACGCUGUCCCCUGCCAGACGCCAGCCUGACACAGAACCAAGGCCAGUCCAGGGACUCUCAGGAGCCCCCAAAUGGCUCAGAAGCUCUGGAUCCUGGAGCAGUCCCAGGAAUACCACCCCUUAUUUGCCGACAGCCGAAGGGCACCGGGAGAGAGUCCUCAGCCUCUCUCAAGCUCUGGCUACUGAGGCGUCGCAGUGGCACAGAAUGAUGACAGGUGGAAACUUGGACUCCCGAGGAGAGCCUCUUCCCCCUGCGCCACCGCCUCCGUCAGACCCCAGCCCCCAGGUGACCUCUCCCCCCAGAUCUCCAGUGGCCAAUUCCCGCUCCGCGGGGUUGUGCCGCGGAGGUAGUGGGCGCGGCGCUGGCCCCGCCUCCUGGGAGCCCACGUGGGAAUCCGGGACCGCCCCUCCCGCCCAGACACAAGAGGAGGGGGCGUGGCCUCUGCGAGUCACGCUGCUGCAGUCCAGCUUCUGACCCGCCGGCGCGCCGCAGCCAAUUGGAGUGUGAGGGCGUGGCCCGGAGGUACCGCCCCGCGAUCUGGAGCCACUCAGGGCGCCUGGAGGCGUGGCCUGGUCCCCUCGGUAGCCGGGAGAGAGAGAGGUUUCUAUGGCCAAAGUUUGGUUUUCCCAACACUUGUCCAAAUUCGGAUUAAAACUUUGAACUUUUAGUCAA
Molecule: messenger RNA, 2784 nt
Organism: Lontra canadensis (Northern American river otter)
Lineage: Eukaryota; Metazoa; Chordata; Mammalia; Carnivora; Mustelidae
Gene: PLEKHA4
Product: pleckstrin homology domain containing A4
Exons: 20
Coding region: 250-2586 (778 amino acids)
Source: RefSeq, a predicted model, not a curated record